CUAUAAAGAAGAAGAAGAAUAAACUUAAAAUUCAGGAAUUAUGAUUCAUCGGUGAUGUCAUAAGUGUUUAAUAUUAUUAUUUCUGACGAUCUUUUUGUUUUUGUUGUUAAGAACAAAGUAGUUGAUACUUGUUAACUAGUAAAGUUACAAUUGAUUGAAAAAUUUCAGUUUUGUAAACCUACGACAAAUUUGGUAGUUAACUUGCAUCAGAUAUCAUAUUUGUUGAAAGAUUUUGACAAGAUUUGUAUGGAAAUACCUGACUUUUACUACUACUUCCUAUUGAGUCUAGUUCUUUUGCCUGUAUAUUUAUUCUUUAACUUGUGGAGUUGGUUGGGCUGGGAGUUGUUCGUGAACAACUAAUAUGAGUCAGUUUAGUGGAGAAGAUUCGAAAGCCUCCAUAAACAACAUGAAGCGUAACCUAACCCUGGAUUUCAACCAGAAAAAGAACCUGACCUUGCCUCUGUCGAACGCCGGAGUUCUGUCAUCUCCUGAUCUGAACAUGCUCAAGGUAGGCACCCCAGAGUUGGAAAACAUGAUCCUCGCCAACGGAAUGGGAAGUACACCAACUCCCUCCCUUUUGUUUCCCCGUGCCGUGACAGCGGAACAAGAGAGUUUUGUAGGCGGUUUUGUUGAAGCUCUUAGUCAUUUACACAACAGCAACUCCCAGCAAGGGUCCGAUAGUAACAGCAGUACCAUCUACAAUGAUUCUUUCAUUCCACAAAUCAAAGAAGAGCCUCAAACUGUUCCGAAUGUCAUACACAGCCCUCCCUUGUCCCCGGUUGAUAUGGAAUAUCAGGAACGAAUGAAGCUGGAGAGGAAAAGGCAAAGGAAUCGCUUGGCAGCUUCCAAGUGCAGGUCACGAAAAUUGGAACGAAUCUCCAAAUUGGAAGACAAAGUGAAAAUUUUGAAGAGCGAAAAUGUUGAGCUGGGGUCUAUUGUGAAUCAGCUCAAAGAAACUGUGGGGCUUCUUAAAUUGGAAGUUCUUGAGCAUAAUAAAGCUGGGUGCCCAAUUAUUCCUUAUUGAUUCGAAGAAUAUAUGAGAGGUUAUGCAAUUGUAUUAUGAACUUGCAAUUUUGUAAAAUUGAAUUUGUUUUGUCAGAUACUGAAAACUCCCAUGAAGAGUAUUUUCAACUUUCUACUGCUCAUCAGGUGUCUCCUAUUUACUUGUUAUAUGAACUCACCUUUGUUGAAAAAGUGAUAUCAAUAUUAUUUUGCUUUUAUAUUAUAUUUAUUAGCCUUAAGAAACAAAUAAUUAUAUUUAUAUUUAUCUAAUGUACAUGUAUUUUUAAUUCUGAGUGAUUCAGAAAUAUAUUCAAUAAAAAUA
Molecule: messenger RNA, 1324 nt
Organism: Leptinotarsa decemlineata (Colorado potato beetle)
Lineage: Eukaryota; Metazoa; Arthropoda; Insecta; Coleoptera; Chrysomelidae
Gene: Jra
Product: Jun-related antigen
Biological process (GO): regulation of transcription by RNA polymerase II; regulation of cell cycle; regulation of cell population proliferation
Cellular component (GO): transcription regulator complex
Molecular function (GO): DNA-binding transcription factor activity, RNA polymerase II-specific; RNA polymerase II cis-regulatory region sequence-specific DNA binding; transcription factor binding
Source: RefSeq, a predicted model, not a curated record